CUCAGGUCCACGAGUGAUGUAAUGUCUUCAGGGACGAUCACCUCUGGGUGUCUUGCAGGGAACAGGUCUCAAAUCUUACUGCUCUGCUUGCAUUUUUCCCACAUGCGAUUGUGUCUGAAGAGUUUGAUGGGUCAGCCCAGUCACAGAAAGUGGCCUGGACAAGGAGGGUGACGCCUCGCUCGCGCUUCUCUGCAUUGAACGCCACUCGGGAAGUGUGGGGAAGAGGAGACCACAGCUGCCUGCAGACAAGAGUCUCUCCUUGCACGGGGGCGCUGUGGUCUCUCGAAGACUCGGGGCGCCCUGCUUGUCUCCGGGAGGGCUCGGGGGAGAUAGGUGGUCUCAAGCUGGGCCACAAACCUCCCUGAACGACUUGUCCAGCCCACCCAGGGGUCUCACAGGGGCCUCGGGACACCUCGGAGCCCCAGCCUGCAGCUCCACUUGCUCCAAUGAGGGGAACGAACGUCUAAAUGUCCUGGUGGACGCUGUGGUCAGUGCCGCCGGCAGCUGUGGGUCAUGCGGGCUCCUUCCCAGUGGGAAGGUGUGGCCACGUUCCACUUCAAAAAAAAAUUUUUUUAAACUCACCUUUGCCAUGUCUGCUUGGCCAUCAUCUCUGAGGAAAACAUCAUUCCAUUAAGAAUGUUCUCAUUUUCCAUAAAACAAUAAACAUCCAAGCUCCACCUAAGUGAAAAGCAAGGCACACGCAAAUGCCACCGGUUCUCCAAAAAGUGCUUCUUCUUCAUGGUCGCCCAAAAUAUCUCCACGUGCUGUGUGACAACAUCGACCCUAACUCAGUUACAGUUCAUGUUUCCAGGGCACGAUGUCUGGUCUGAGGCCGCACCCGAUACUGGAGACUCCAAGGGGCUGUGUGGCCAGAGCAGGGCACGCCUGCACCCAGAACUCUUCCCUAAGAUUUCCCCCGAGAGGAAGUGGCUUCUGAAGAAGUUUCUAGCUAAAAUCAGUUUCCAUAAAGCUCCCUGACCUCAUGACCAAGGUGGACAGAACCCGUGGCUAACGGGCACCUCGCAGCCGCUCCUCCAUCACCGAUGAGCUGCGACUGUCCAGGUGCCUGGUGUCCCCGACGCUGCGAUGCACCCCCGGGACCUCCCAGCACCUAGGACACCUCCCAGCUGCUCCCCAGCAGAGGCAAGUGAGAGACAAGCCGCACUUACUCCCGCAUCUGUGUGGCUGGAGAGUUACCGUCUGCAAUGGAAGGACACUGCGUGUGGUCUCCUAGACCACCAGGCCCUCCGAGUUGGACCACCUUCCACUGUCACUCUGAGCCUCGCACCCACUGCAGGUCGACUUCGUAGGGCACCCCGCAUAGGGCGGCGCAGCCCGUGCUUGAAGCAUCUAGACGCGAUGCGCUCGCCACGUGGCAAGGCCAUCUGUGUCAUUCUGAUGACCCUGGGUCUUCCGCAGAGUGAGCCGAAAGCUGAUUCAGUGCCAACUUGCCCUUCCGAUCCCAGCUCUUUCAUCUAGGGAAGCACAGCUCACGGAUUUCCCCUCCCACUCCAUCCUCUGGACCAAGGCCAGCCCACCUGGGCCCCUGUCUUUGUGCAGAACUCUGCAUUGCGAUGAAGUCACCCCCAGGGUGCCAGCUACAACAGCACAGCCAAGUAACCACACCUGCAAGCGUCACUAUCCAACCCUUAACAGGAAGUUCCCUUACUCCUGUUCCGUCCAACGCAAGCUUUCUCAGACUGCCGGAGGGGGUGCUGUUUCUGCUUUGCUGUGUUUUGCGCUUCUGACCAAGGCUUUUUCAUAAAAUCCAACACGAAUGAGUUCAAAAUAGGAAAUGAGACAAAGAGAAUUACAGAACAUAGAAGCCCAAGUGUCUUCUUAGACUCAAUGGACACAACAUUGCAUUCCAGUACGUACAAUCAGAACAAACAGAGUGAGAAAAAGAAAAGGAUUACAGAAUUCACAUUUGUCCUGAAAGUGUACAUAGGACAAGUAAUAUGAAGAAUUCUGAUUGUACUUCCAACUCUGUGGUUGUUCAGCUCUCAUAACGAAACAAAAGGUUUAUUUUGAGAUAGCGAUUCCCCGUGUUAAAUGCCUGUACUCAGACUUCAGCUAAACUCCGUGACUAUGAGUAUCCACGACCUUGAGUUUCUUGUUUAUCCUCUAGUUUAGGUUGGAUUGGCAACACUACUUACAGGAAGGAAUGUAUGUCUAAAAUGUUUUUUAUUCUUUGUUUUAAUAUUAAUCAUUAUAAAGAAACCAGUCUCACUAGUCACGUGUUGACUAGAAUCACAAAAGAGGUUUGAAAGUAAUUUUUGAAAGCCUCAGACUUUACUCCUCUUUAUGUUUUUUCAAAAUGAAAUGUGUUGCUGUGUUUUCGAAAUUCAUCAUUAAGCCUUCCUUACUAGCCAAUUUCAACAGUUAUCUUUCCGUAAAACCACAAACCCUGUACGUUGUACCCCUUGAGUUAUGGCAGGUCAAUUCAUCUUGUACAUGCUUUAAUGUGGACCUACUGUGCACAACACCUAAAACGGGCUCUACCCUGCUCUGUGAUACUAGUCCGCUGAUCAUGACCUUGGAGGGCACGGCCUGGCCAGAUGGUGGCAGACCUUGUAACGCCGACUGUCAGUGUCGGGUGACGAUUCGGAUGAGGAAGACCUCUGUAUCAGCAACAAAUGGACCUUCCAGAGAACCAGCAGGCGCUGGUCCCGGGUGGACGACCCGCACACUCUGUUUCUGGGGGGAGACCGCAGCGGGUCCUCGGGGGGCAUGAGGAUGAGAAACACCACCAGCAGUGAGAGCGUGCUCACGGACCUGAGCGAGCCCGAGGUCUGCUCCGUCCACAGUGAGAGCAGCGGGGGCAGCGAGGGCCGCGGCCCGCCGAGCAGCCAGGGCGCCGGCCGGGAGGCCUUCCCCUGCCCUGGCCAGGGCUGCUCCGACGGCCUGGCCAUGCUGGAUGCCACAGUCGUCAGCCCCAGCCUCCCACAGUCCCCCAAAGACAUAUCCAGCUACCCCUUCCACGCGAAGAAUGAGAAACCCAGCCGGACUAGGGCCAAGUCAUUUCUGAAACGCGUGGAGACGCUCCGAGGGAAAGGAGCCCCUGGGAGGCACAAGGGGCUGGGGCGGACAGGGGGCUUGGUGAUCAGCGGGCCCAUUCUGCAGCAGGAGCCGGAGUCCUUCAAAGCCAUGCACUGUGUCCAGGUACCAAACGGAGACCUCCAGAGCCCGGCCCUGGCCGCCUGGCCUGGAGGGGCCGCAGGCUCCAGCCCACGGAGUGGCGAGAGCAGCCCCUCCGAGCGUGGCAGCAGCGGUGGGCUGAGUGCACCCAGCCCGAAGGAGCGCAAGUGCCAGGAGGCACACAAGCGAGGGGGCAUGUACUUGGAAGACCUGGACGUGCUGGCCGGCACCACACUGCUGCGGGGCACCGCGGACCAGAACCACACGCACGAGUUCCAUUCCCAGGAGAACUUGGUCGUGCACGUCCCGAAGGAUCACAAACCGGGCACGUUCCCCAAGGCGCUGUCCAUCGAGAGCCUCUCGCCAACGGACAACAGCAAUGGGGUGAACUGGAGGACGGGCAGCAUCUCCCUGGGCAGGCAGCAGGGCCUGGAGGCCCGGGAGCCGGGGCUCAUGGCAUCCCGCCACAGGGCCAGCCGCGUCAGCAUCUACGACAACGUCCCCGGCUCCCACUUGUACGCCAGCACGGGAGACCUGCUGGACUUGGGGAGAGAGGACCUCUUCCCUCACUUGGACGACAUCCUGCUGCAGGUCAGCGGGCUGCAAGAGGUGGUGGAUGACUGGUCCAAGGACGUGCUGCCCGAACCGCACGUGGGGGGGGCCGUGCUGGGAAAGCCUGGCUUGUGCCCCUUCCCGCCGCCUCACCAGAUCGCCCUAGACUUCGAAGGCAGCUCCGUCUCCGAGGGCCAGACGACACCCAGCGACGCGGAGAGGGACGGCACUUCGCUGAACGGGUCGGAGGCCCCCGGGGCCCGAGAGAGGAGGGAUUCUGGGGUCGGGGCCUCUCUGACCAGGCCCAACAGGCGACUCCGGUGGGACAGUUUCCAGCUCUCGCACCGGCCGCAGCCCUCCACGGCCUCGCCGCACAUCAGCCACCUGAGCGCCGGGCAGCUGAGCCUGCUGCAGCGGGUGUCCCUGCUGCGCCUGACGGCCAUCAUGGAGAAGCACUCCAUGUCCAGCAGGCACGGCUGGACCUGGUCAGUCCCAAAGUUCAUGAAGAGGAUGAAAGUGCCGGAUUACAAAGACAGGACUGUCUUUGGUGUCCCCCUCAUCGUCCACGUGCAGAGAACGGGGCAGCCGCUGCCGCAGAGUAUCCAGCAAGCGCUGAGGUAUCUACGCAGCAACUGUCUGGACCAGGUGGGACUUUUUCGAAAAUCGGGCGUGAAGUCUAGGAUCCAUGCCUUGCGCCAGAUGAACGAGAACUUCCCCGAGAACGUCAGCUACGAGGACCAGUCUGCCUACGACGUGGCGGACCUGGUGAAGCAGUUCUUCCGGGACCUGCCCGAGCCCCUGUUCACCAACAAGCUCAGCGAGACCUUUCUCCACAUCUAUCAGUACGUGCCCAAGGAGCAGCGGCUGCAGGCGGCGCAGGCGGCCACCCUGCUGCUGGCGGACGAGAGCCGGGACGUCCUGCACACGCUGCUGUGCUUCCUGCACGACGUGGUCGGCCUGGUGGAGGAGAACCAGAUGACGCCCAUGAACCUGGCCGUGUGCCUGGCCCCCUCGCUCUUCCACCUCAACCUCCUGAAGAAGGAGAGUUCCCCCAGAAGCAUCCAGAAGAAGUAUGCCACCGGGAAGCCAGACCAAAAGGACCUCAACGAGAACCUGGCCGCCGCGCAGGGCCUCGCCCACAUGAUCGCAGAGUGCGACAGGCUGUUCGAGGUCCCGCACGAGAUGGUCGCCCAGUUUCGUGACGCGUACAUGGAGGCUGAGAUCCACGCCCCGACUCUGGAAGACCUGGGGACCCAGCUGGAGGACAGUGGGGCCACUUUCCACACCUACCUGGACCAGCUCCUCCAGGGCCUGCAGAAGGAGGCCAAGGAGAAGUUCAAGGGGUGGGUGACGUGUUCCAGCACAGACAACACAGACCUGGCUUUCAAAAAGGUGGGCGACGGGACCCCCCUGAAGCUGUGGAAGGCCUCGGCGGAGGUGGAAGCCCCGCCCUCGGUGGUGCUGAACCGCGUGCUGAGGGAGCGCCACCUCUGGGACGAGGACUUCGUGCAGUGGAAGGUGGUGGAGACCCUGGACAAGCAGACCGAAGUCUAUCAGUACGUGCUGGACAGCAUGGCCCCCCAUCCCUCCCGGGACUUCGUGGUCCUCAGGACCUGGAGGACUGACCUGCCCAAAGGAAUGUGCGCCCUGGUGGCCCUGUCCGUGGAGCAUGAAGAAGCCCAGCUCAUGGGCGGCGUGCGAGCCCUGGUGAUGGACUCGCAGUACUUGAUAGAACCGUGCGGCUCCGGCAAGUCGAGGCUGACCCACGUCUGCAGGGCGGACCUGAAAGGCCACUCCCCAGAAUGGUACAAUAAAGGCUUCGGACACCUGUGUGCAGCGGAAGUGGCCAGGAUUAGAAACUCUUUUCAGCCCCUCAUUGCGGAGGGUCCAGAAACGAAAAUCUGAGUCUUCCCCCACGUGACAUGCAACUCAGGGAAGAGGCAGCGAUGGCAAACCCUUGUGGGAGGGCGCGUGCUCGUGAGAAAGCAGGAGAGAGAACGGGGCACCGCUUAACCCGGAGACGCCGAGAGGGCGGAGUGCGGAUGGCGCAGGAGCACGUGCGCGCCUGCCCAGCCUUCCGGGAGGUGGCUACAUCGUCACUAAUAUAAUCUUUUAAAAAUUAAAGCAUUUACCUAUGUUCCUUAAAAUUAAGUGGAUUUUCUCCUUGUGCAUUGCCUAAUUUGCUAUUUAUAAGCUUCUAAGAAGCAUAUUCUUAACUGUAAAUAAAUGUAUGUAUAGCCUAUGUACAUGUGUGUAUAUCUCUCAUCUACUGUGUAUAUAUGUAAAGUACCCAUUUUAUAUAUAAUUGCAUAUUUUGAAACGCAUCUGACUUGCCCUUCCUUACCUGAUUCUUUCCAAGUGGCCCUCCCCCCCCCGCACCCCCAUCCUGUAAACAGAGCAGGAGCUGCUGCUAAGGCCAAGGUGUGACCCUGUGUCCGCUGUCGUCUGCCCUGAUGUUCAACCAAAGAUGAGCUAACCAAAGGAAAACAACGAGAAAAGGUUCUCCCGUGUCCGCAGGCUGUUUCCGUUAUUCAAAACCUGAGCGUCAAGGGGUGGGUAAAUCGAGGAAAGGAACAGUUACUUCUGUGAGGGCAAAGAAGUGGACGGGGCGGGAGUCCCAACCGGUCUAAAGCUGGAUUCUCAGGUGCUCCUGGUCCCCACCAGGUGCAGGUUCAGCAAAGUACCAGGAAGCCCUGAGGUCAGGGGAAGAGAUGACCCAGAGCCCCGCCCCACCCCUUAGAGCAGACCAGGGACACCUGUGCCCACUCUCAGCCAAAGGGAGGCUCUGAGCUUUGUCGAGUUGCCACAGAUACAUUUCCUGAUGUCCUUAAACGUCCUUCUGUUUGACCAGUGGCCUAUUCGGUCACAGUUAAUCGGCAUUUUCUUACCAGUGUAUUGCACUGAGUUCAACUCUGGACCCCAGACCAAGGGGGCUGAUGGUCAUUUAAGAGUCUUGAGCAUUCCAUCUUCAGAGGACUCUUAUUUUGUUAUGUGUGAUGCCCUAAAGACAGAAUUUGUUCAACUUUUGCCACCUGAAAGUCAGGGUUUGAAACUCACAUAAGACCAAAACUAUGAUCGUCCAUUAACUUCAGGAAAUGUGGGCAAGUUUGCUAAAUCCACGUUCCUUCAUCAGCCAGUCCAGCCACCUAGGCAGCGACCCAACCUUAUUUAUUAAGCUAUAGACUAAGCAAAUGGAGGCUCCUUAACCGAUUGCUAAUGAAUUUAAAUUGCUUUUUAUUGUAAUUCAGCAGUUAUAGAGACCAAGAUAAUUUAUUGUGUUUGGUUUCAGGGAGAUAGAUUUCUAAAUACAGAUUGGUAUCAUAAUUUAGCAACUGGGGUCAGAGGGGAGAAAAAACUUAAAUGUUUUCCCUUUUUUUAUAUUGUAUGCAUUUCUGUAAUGUUUUCUCUUAUCAACAUUGUGCAAUUAUUUUAUUGAGAGGAAUAAAAAUGCUAUAUAUAUAUAUAUAUGAGUUCUGUGUAGUGCAAGGAAAAUCAGACUGUUUGAAUUGAGACCUAAGAACAUUUCAUUUCCCUGACCUUUUGAGAAAGUGUCGGCCAAGCCGUAACUUUCCCUUUGGGCAAUGCUCCGUGAGCAAAACCAGGUCACUUCUGCCACCAUCUGAAAUCCAUACGUGCUGGGCGACUUGAAUGAGCAUAGACAAGGCUGUCGGUGAAGUAACCUGGGUAACACGGGCCCUGCUACAGAGACGGGGCCCUGCCUGUGCGGAGGCUGCGCUGGGCACCCAGGGAUGGAAGAUACUGUGUCUCCCAACGUAGCCUGCACGCACGUGCCCUGGGGAUGUUCUUCAGGGCCGGACUUUGCCCCAGACAGUGCGGGGUGGGCCUGAGGGUCUCAUUUCUCAUAGGCCCAAGGACCCACAAGAAGCAAGGACCUAGAGCAUUCUUAAAACAAUAAAAACAGAUAUGAUUAUAUUCCUGGCUCCCCUUCUCUUCAAACUACCCGACUUUUUAAAUUUCUUACUCACAUGUUAAUGACACCACUUCCACCUGACACCCCUGUGCCUCCAAAAAUAAAUGGAAAAGGAGGGGGAAGCUGUGUCAAGCUUGCGGGUCAAAUACCACAGUAUUUUUUUUAUUCAUUGCUACUUUGCCAAUGGAAAUAAAACAUGAUCUUGCAUUUAAAUAUUUUAU
Artibeus jamaicensis (Jamaican fruit-eating bat) is the source of this 7842-nucleotide messenger RNA. RefSeq names its product StAR related lipid transfer domain containing 13 (gene STARD13). The record is from RefSeq and is a predicted model, not a curated record. NCBI's taxonomy places the organism in Eukaryota, Metazoa, Chordata, Mammalia, Chiroptera, Phyllostomidae. Gene Ontology annotation, molecular function: lipid binding; protein binding; GTPase activator activity. Gene Ontology annotation, biological process: regulation of Rho protein signal transduction; actin cytoskeleton organization; signal transduction. Bases 2731 to 5595 code for a protein of 954 amino acids. The transcript has 11 exons.